This is a messenger RNA of Vicia faba (fava bean), 2148 nucleotides long. Lineage: Eukaryota; Viridiplantae; Streptophyta; Magnoliopsida; Fabales; Fabaceae. The record is from the annotation of a GenBank genome assembly.
AUGGCGAAAAACUCUCUUGAUUAUAAUAGUCCUUUGCUUUCUAAACAAGCUGAUGAAACUGAUUAUGGUUGUGUCAGAAAGAUGUCACCUUUUGUUCUGUCAGCUACCAAAUGGACUCUUAGGACUUUGAUUUUCAUAAUCUUUGUUUUAUGGGCUGCUUUCAUUUUUCUGUUACCAUCAGAACCUGUUCAUAAAUUGUUCGUAAACUGGCUUAUUUUCAGCCGUGGAACUUCCUUUGGAGUUACAGGAAGCAUUUUAAUGAGCCACAGUGUUCCUGUUCUUGCAAUUGCAUUCCUUGCCAUUGCACACCUGAUUAUUUCUGGGGAGGAUCAGCUUCCUGAGAAGAAGAGUUCCAAGUAUCCAAGAUUUCGCCUAUGGACUUUUCCUCUGCUUAUCAAUGGACCGUUUGGGGCUCUUGCAGAUAUGUCUGAUCAGUUAUCUUUUAGAGCCCAGAGCUUGCUCAUGUUGGAUGUUAUGGGAUCUCGUUUGGGUGCAAUUGGAUUAGUGUGCUUGGCGUUUUUAUUUCUUCCGAUUUCAAGGGGAUCGGUUCUUCUCCGUUUCAUAGAUAUCCCUUUUGAACAUGCUACAAAAUAUCAUGUAUGGCUAGGACACCUCACAAUGGUGCUUUUUACUCUCCAUGGACUCUUCUUUGCUAUUGUGUGGCUAAUGGAAGGUCGACUAAUUAAAGAAUUAUUAGAAUGGAAAGAUAUUGGUGUUGCCAAUCUUGCAGGAGUUAUCAGCCUUGUAGGUGGUUUGUUGAUGUGGGUGACCUCGCUUCCUGGAGUGCGAAAAUGGAAUUUCGAGUUGUUUUUCUAUACUCACCAAUUAUACGUAGUCUUUAUCGUCUUUAUGGCUUUCCAUAUUGGCGACUUUAUUUUCGCUAUGGCUGCUGGACCGAUAUUUCUAUUUGUGCUCGACCGGUUCCUGAGGUUCUGCCAAUCAAGAAGGACAGUUAAUGUUAUCUCGUCGAGGUGCCUGCCGUGCGGUACCGUGGAAAUGGUUCUAUCAAAACCUCAAAAUUUGAGAUACAAUGCACUAAGCUUCAUUUUCCUUCAAGUUCGGGAACUAUCGUGGCUGCAGUGGCAUCCAUUCAGUGUUUCUUCUAGCCCUUUGGAUGGAAAUAAUCACAUUGCAGUUCUCAUAAAGGUUCUAGGAAAAUGGACUGGGAGAUUAAGAGAAAGCAUCACUAAUGUUGAUGCACCAGAGGAUUUAUCUGUUAAGCCUAAUACCGUGGUAACAGCUUCCGUUGAGGGUCCGUAUGGACAUGAAGUACCAUACCACUUGAUGUAUGAAAAUCUUAUAUUAGUGGCUGGUGGUAUUGGACUUUCGCCUUUCCUUGCUAUAUUGAGCGAUAUUCUCCACCGUGUGAGGGAGGGGAAACCUUGUAGACCAAGAAAUGUUUUAAUUGUUUGGGCAGUGAAAAAAUCAAACGAGCUUCCACUUCUUUCGACCGUUGACAUGGAAACAAUCUGUCCAAACUUUUCUGAUAAAGUGAAUAUCAAUAUACAUAUUUUCGUCACUCGAGAAUCAGAUCCUCCAUUGGAAGAGGGAUACAUUUUCAAACCAAUAAAAUCUUCACUCUGUCCCUUCCCAAUGCCUAGCGAUUACGGAAUGUCGGGUUUGGUUGGUACAGGAAACAAUUUUUGGUCAGGACUAUAUGUCAUUUCAUCUACCUUGGGCUUUGUGAUCUUACUUGCCUUGUUGAAUAUUUACUAUAUAAAUCCAUUUGGUGUGUAUAAAUGGUGGUACAAAGGGCUACUAUUUGUAGUCUGCAUGGUUGCAAGUGUUGUUAUCUUUGGUGGCAUAGUGGUUGGAUUUUGGCAUAUGUGGGAAAAGCAAAGUUCUCUCAAGGAUAAUUCCAAUAACAUUAAGGUUGAUAAAAUCGCGGAAAAUGGCAAUGUAGCUUCCAAGGAUCCAAGUCGAGACAAUCUUGCAAAGUUAACCGAUGUUCGAUAUGGUUCUAGGCCAGACUUUAAAGACAUUUUUGAAUUGAUGUCAGAGAAAUGGGGGCAUGUUGAUGUUGGUGUUAUAGUUUGUGGUCCUCCAACUCUUCAAUCAAGUGUUGCACAAGAAAUCAGGUCACAUAGUUUGACAAGACAAAGUUAUCAUCCCAUCUUCCAUUUCCACAGUCAUAGCUUUGAUCUUUAG